Messenger RNA from Ascochyta rabiei, 1350 nucleotides. RefSeq lists its product as uncharacterized. The transcript has 2 exons. The coding region runs from base 1 to 1350 and encodes 449 amino acids. The record is from RefSeq and is a predicted model, not a curated record. Lineage: Eukaryota; Fungi; Ascomycota; Dothideomycetes; Pleosporales; Didymellaceae. Gene Ontology annotation, molecular function: sarcosine oxidase activity; flavin adenine dinucleotide binding; L-pipecolate oxidase activity.
AUGUCUGCUUCCACGUCUUCUUCUUCGUCGUCCCCAAAGAUACCCAAGUCCGUCAUCAUCGUCGGAAGCGGUGCUUUUGGUCUUUCCACAGCUUGGGCGCUCUGCAGAAAUCCGGAAUUCACCUACACCUCAAUCACCGUCGUAGAUCGCCAGACGUUCCCGACGCCCGACGGUUCCAGCAUUGAUACCUCACGCAUCAUCCGUCCCGACUAUGCGUCCCCACCGUACAACCGCCUCGCAAACAUUGCCCAGGACCGCUGGCGCACCGACUUUGCGCCCGAGGAGUACCACGAGACCGGUCUCGCACUGACGGCCUGGGGCAAGGAGCAGAACUAUGUGCAAGCGUCGCUCGCCAACGUCCGCAAAAUUGGAACCGACAGAAUCCAAGUUCUCGACUCGCCUGCAGAAAUCGGCAAGGCGGCAGGUCUCGAAGGAAACGAUGCGUGGGGCAACGGCAGCACAGGAUACGUGAAUUGGAGUUCAGGCUGGGCCAACGCCGAGGGCGCCAUGAUCUGGCUGCGCGAGAGAGUCGAGAAGCUGAACCGCGUCAAGUUUGUCGUCGGCGGCGUCAAGAAGCUUUUGAUCGACCACAAGACAAACACUGUCUCCGGCGUCCGCCUUUACGACUCCACCGAGCUCACGGCAGACCUGACCAUCCUGGCUGCGGGCGCCUGGACAGCUUCGCUCAUUGACCUGCGCGGCAUCUGCAAAGCAACUGGCCAGGUCAUCUGCUACAUGCCCAUUUCUUCGGAAGAACAGGCACGUCUCGGCUCGCAGCCCACGAUUCUCAACCUCUCGCACGGCCUCUUCAUGAUCCCGCCCUCGAACAAGCUCCUCAAAGUAGCCCGCCACGGUCACGGCUAUGUCAACCCCACCACAAUCCCACACCCAGAGUCCGAAGACCCCAACGAGACAAUCACAACGUCUCUGCCCUGGACAGCCGUCGACGACCCCAACCAAGCCGUCCCGGAAGAAGGCCAGCGCGAUCUCCGAAACUUCCUCGCCGCCAUCCACCCCUCGCUCGCCGUGCCCUCGCGCCCUUUCACAAAGAGCAAGAUCUGCUGGUACACAGACACGCGCGACGGCGACUUCCUCAUCUCGUACCACCCCAAGUACACCGGUCUGUUCGUCGCCACAGGCGGCUCGGGCCACGGCUUCAAAUUCCUCCCCGUCAUCGGCGACAGCAUCUUGGAGUGUGUGCUGGGCCGCACCCCCAAGGACUUUGUCGGCAGGUGGGAGUGGCCUGCUGGCCCGCUGCCGGAGGAUCAGUGGCCUGGCGAUGGAAGCAGGGGCGGGCCCGUGGGCUUGGUGCUGGCUGAGGAGAUGGCGAAGAGUAAGGGGAAGUUGUAG